AUGGCCUCUGCCGCUGUUGGCAGUAACCACCAGUCCGACGACCAAAAGAAAGAGCUGUCGCCAGCAAGCUUCCUACCCAGCCUAAAGUCCUUUGACAUUGACCCCAAAUACAAAUAUCAGGCUCCACAAGAAGAGCAUCUCAAGCCCAAGGCUGCCAAACUGGCUCCCCAUACUACAGCACACUCCCGACUGAGCCUGCUAUCGCUGGAAAACCCGCUCAAAUCGCCAUUGGAGCCUCCCCACGGCGACGUGCUACGGGCGCUUCUGCUCCCUCUGGACAAACCCUGGCCUUACUCGGAAGACACCCUCAAUGAGCUCAUUCGGCUUCGCAUCGAACAGGAAAAGACCAAGCACACACAGAUCAAGCACGACUUGGGCCAGGUUGUGUUGGAGCUUUUGCGGGAGGCGCAGCAGCACGAGAUCUCCAGCGACGUGAUUCGCCGUCUUUUCCUCAACGACAACCCCCACCUGUAUGUCCACUACCUCCAGACUCACCUACAAGGCAUUUCGCAGCCACCGGCUAUUUCGCAGCCUCCAGGCCUGCAGCCUCCGUCGUCCUCGCAGCCUGUUGCAUUGGGUGCAAAACGGAAAAACUCCACCGAUAGUGUCCAUACGCCAGGAACGGAAAACGAGUCCAAACCGGCCUCCCAGGCUCAAAGCAGGGCUCUGCCGAAAAGCGAGUCCAAACUGGUUCCACCCCAGCCUCAGCCAACCUCCCAACUGCCCCAGGUUCCUGUGGUUCCUCAGCACCUCUACCCAGUGUACUAUGCUUAUCCAGAAGGCCAGGCUGCUCCACAAAACACGAGCAAGCCCGCCGCCAACCCGCCAACCGCCCAGGCGCCUCACCACCUGAAGCUGACUUCUCAGCUGGAGGAGUCAGAAAACUUGGGACUGCCUUACUCCCACAAGUACCCUGUGAACGCCUGGUCUGGGCCCCAGCGGCCGCCUCCUCCCCAGACGCAGCCGCCUCCUUACUACUAUGUUAAUUCGUCGCCCCAGGGUGUGCCAGGUCCCCUUAUGCCCUCACAGUACUUUGUGCCGCCUCCGGUGGGAACGGUGUUCCCAUGGGGCCAGGCGCAGGCGCCAGCACCUGAGCGGGAGGACCGCCCGAAACGGCACAAGGCCAGCAAAAAUGGCAUCAACUUCAUGAUCACCACGCCCAAGAACCCGCCGGCUAAGAAGUACAACAAGCUGUGA
Candidozyma duobushaemuli is the source of this 1197-nucleotide messenger RNA. RefSeq lists its product as uncharacterized. The record is from RefSeq and is a predicted model, not a curated record. Bases 1 to 1197 code for a protein of 398 amino acids. Lineage: Eukaryota; Fungi; Ascomycota; Pichiomycetes; Serinales; Metschnikowiaceae. The transcript is spliced from 2 exons.